Messenger RNA from Tetrapisispora phaffii CBS 4417, 1323 nucleotides. RefSeq names its product Imp21p (gene IMP21). The transcript has a single exon. The record is from RefSeq and is a predicted model, not a curated record. The coding region runs from base 1 to 1323 and encodes 440 amino acids. NCBI's taxonomy places the organism in Eukaryota, Fungi, Ascomycota, Saccharomycetes, Saccharomycetales, Saccharomycetaceae.
AUGUCAAAUAGAAAAAGUAUAUUGUUGACUGGACCAGAAGGUGGGACUGUAGAUAUUUUAAACGAGAAUGAAACUCACUCGAAAGAUGCUGCCAACACAAAGAACAGUCCAAUCAUGGAGUUAAGCAAUAGCGCUGGGGAUUAUUUCAGUGCUGGUGCGAACAAUGAGAGCAGUGGGGUGAAGUUUGAUUCUGAGCAAAUCGAAAACGAUAGGGGUCGUACAAGAAGUCGAAAUAAUAGGGAAGAUAGUUCGGGCACUGGUAAUUCUUUUAGUUAUUCUAGCAACAAUAAUUCUAAAUCCAGAAGCAGAAGCAGGGCCUCUAGUAUGGUGAGAGAUGAAGAAUUUCUAAAAUGGACAGUUUUAAGAAAGGAUCCUUCGAUGAGAUUAAAAUUCAGGAGGGCAAAUGAUGGAGCACACAGGGACCAUUCUAAUGAAGAUCUAGAAGAUGAUGACGAUGAGUACUUUGACGAAGAUGACGACGAGAUAUCGGAUGAAGAACAAGUUAGUGACCUGGAGAAUGAACUGGAGAUUGAUGAUUUUACAUUUGAUUUGGGGAUGAAAGUAUUACCCAAUUAUUGUAUAUCUAUAAACGAGGUUUUAGAAAGAAGUAAGCCGUGGAAAAGCGCGUACAAUGAGGAUUUGGUGAAGAACAAGAUAGAUCCGAACGCAAACGUAUUGAUCAAUGAGUUAGAAGGUGGGUUUGUGAAAGCCAUGGAACUAAUCAGUAAAAAUAACAAAUACGACGACGAUAUUGAUAGCGGGUCCGGGAGUUUCUCCAGCAACAGUGAACUGAACAAACAAGACUCCGAGCACCACGCUUCCACCAGCGCCACCAUCGCCAGCUCUAAUACAAACAACACCACGAGUAGUAGUGGUAGUAGCGACAGCGGCGAUUCUUUCAUUUUAUAUACAGACCUGUCGAGCGAAUCCACCUAUGCUUUGACGUACGUAAUGGGCACACUCGUCAAGAACAACGAUACAUUAUACAUUGUACAUUGGGAGGGAUCGACCACAUCCAACAACGACGCAAUGAAGAAGAAAAUGACUUCCAAUCUGCAGAAAAUUCGGGAGAACGUGAUGUACUUGAAUGAUUGCAACAAUUCAAUCAUCGACAGAUUAGACGUGGUGGUAAUUUCAAUGACGCACCCUUACCCGAAACAUUUUUUGAACGAGAUGAUAUAUGGCUUGAAACCCAAGAGUUUAAUUUGUUCACUGAAUAUAAUGUUAUCGCCAAGUGGCUUACAAAACUAUGUGUGUUCGAUCCCAGUGCUGGUGAUCAGGAAGAAGUUGAAACGAACAAGACGUAGAGGCAUCGAUGAAUAG